AUGAACAUCGCCUCGCCGCUGCGGAGGGCUCUGGUCAGCUACGCGCACCAAGCUCGUCUCUUCUCCUGCUCGGCCAGAUGCCACCAGCAGCAACAAGACGACAGCAAGAUCAAGGCGGUGCCGUACUCCUCCCUCACCAUCGGCGUGCCACUCGAGUCAUACCCGUCAGAACGCCGUGUUUCUCUCACCCCCGCCAAUGCUGCUUUGCUGCUGAAGAAAGGGUUUGGACGCGUGCUGGUCGAGCGUGGGGCUGGUGCAGAGUCCCAGUUCACCGAUAAGGCGUACACGGAGGCCGGUGCAAACUUGGUCGACCGCCGUGACGCCUGGGCCAGUGAUAUCGUCCUCAAGGUGCGGGCUCCCAGCGUCAACGGAGAGGUUGGCUUGCUCAAGGAUGGGGCCACGGCCAUAUCUUUCCUCUAUCCAGCGCUGAACAAGGAGGUGGUUGAAGCAUUGGCUAAGAGGGGAGUCACUUCUUUCGCCAUGGACAUGAUACCUAGGAUCUCUCGUGCCCAGGUCUUUGAUGCUCUUAGUUCAAUGGCAAAUAUUGCGGGAUACAAAGCCAUUCUUGAGGCAUCUAACCACUUCGGACGGUUUUUACCUGGUCAGAUUCCACCUGGCAAAGUGCUCGUUAUCGGAGCUGGUGUUGCUGGUCUCAGUGCAAUUUCGGCAGCACGCCGUAUGGGCGCCAUAGUCCGCGGUUUUGACACUCGCCCUGCCGUCCGUGAACAGGUCCAAUCUCUCGGGGCCGAAUUCAUCGAAGUAGACAUCCAAGAAGACGGUUCCGGCGCCGGUGGUUACGCAAAGGAAAUGUCCAAGGAAUUCAUCGAAGCCGAGAUGAAGCUCUUCCUCCAGCAGAGCCGUGAGGUAGACAUCAUCGUUACUACGGCCUUAAUACCAGGGAAACCAGCUCCUAAACUGAUCACCGAAGAAAUGAUAAUGGCUAUGAAACCCGGUUCCGUGGUCGUAGACCUGGCGGCUGAGGCAGGAGGAAACUGUGUCUUGACCAAACCCGGUGAGCUCGUCAUGAGCCCCAACGGCGUCACUAUCAUAGGUUAUACCGACCUGCCUUCCCGUCUACCCACGCAGUCCUCUACUCUGUACUCGAACAAUAUCACUAAGUUCCUGCUCUCCAUGGCACCGGUGGAGAAACAGUACGGUAUCGACCUAGAAGAUGAAGUCGUUCGUGGCUCUAUCGUCUCUCAUGCUGGAUCCAUUCUUCCCCCUGCCCCCAGACCUGCCCCGCCCCCACCGCCGGCCGCACCCAAGAAAGAUGACGCUGCCAUCUCUGCUGAUACGGCGAAGAUGGAACUUACUCCCUUCCAAAAGGUAUCAAGGGAGGUUGCUACCGUUACAGGCGGGAUGGGCACAGCCCUCGCCCUGGGUAAAUUCACCGGUCCGCUGUUCAUGAGUAACGUCUUCACGGCUGGCUUGGCUGGCUUGAUUGGAUACCGAGUUGUAUGGGGUGUCUCCCCGGCCUUACACUCGCCGUUGAUGAGUGUCACCAACGCUAUUUCAGGUAAUCUACUCGCCACCUCAAAAUUGCGAACAGUUACUCAUUUGUGUAUAGGAAUGGUGGGUAUUGGCGGCCUAUUUGUCAUGGGCGGCGGUUACUUCCCCGAAACCAUACCCCAGGCUUUGGGAGCAUUGUCCGUUCUGCUCGCCUUCGUCAACGUAUCAGGUGGCUUCGUCAUUACCAAACGCAUGCUAGAUAUGUUCAAGCGCCCUACCGAUCCACCAGAAUACCCGUGGCUCUAUGCGAUUCCUGGCCUGCUUUUCGGAGGUGGGUACCUUGCAGCAGUCAGUACUGGAAUGGCUGGUCUCAUUCAGGCUGGAUACCUUGUCAGCAGUAUUUUAUGCAUCAGCUCUAUCUCCGGCCUUGCGUCCCAGGCCACUGCGCGCGCAGGAAAUUCACUGGGCAUUCUAGGUGUGUCGUCUGGUAUACUUGCCUCGUUGGUUGCCGUGGGCUUCUCCCCUGAAGUUCUUGCCCAGUUCGUCGGGCUGGCUGGUAUUGGAGGCUUAGUUGGUGCCAUGAUUGGUCGUCGUAUUACUCCUACUGAAUUACCUCAAAUGGUGGCUGCACUACAUUCUGUCGUUGGGCUUGCUGCCGUGCUCACCAGUAUUGGAAGUGUCCUUGCCGAUAUCGACCAUGUUUCAACCCUACACCUCGUUACGGCAUACUCAGGAGUAGUUAUAGGAGGAAUCACCUUCACCGGCUCUAUCGUUGCAUUCCUAAAACUUUCAGGCAAAAUGGCCUCUAAACCGCUUGCCUUCAAGGGUCGUCAUGUUGUAAACUCUUCCCUGCUGGGAACCAACAUGGCGCUCAUGGGAGGAUUUAUAUCAAUGGCUCCCGGUGCGCCACUGGUGGCCGCCGCGUGUUUAUCGGCUAGUACUAUUCUCAGCUUUGUCAAAGGGUUCACCACCACUGCCGCCAUAGGGGGUGCUGAUAUGCCUGUCGUGAUAACGGUUCUAAAUGCCUAUUCUGGUUUCGCACUCGUCGCUGAGGGAUUCAUGCUUAACAACCCACUUCUCACUACCGUUGGAUCACUUAUUGGCAUUAGUGGCUCUAUCCUUUCGUAUAUCAUGUGUGUUGCAAUGAACCGUUCCUUAACCAACGUGCUGUUCGGCGGAAUAUCCUCCCCCACCCAGGCACAAUCAGAUCAUCAAAUCGAAGGAAAGAUCACAAAGACCUCCAUAGAAGAAACCGCAGAUACUCUUGCUAAUGCAGAAAGCGUGAUUAUUGUCGUUGGAUAUGGUAUGGCCGUCGCAAAGGCUCAAUAUGCCAUUUCAGAAAUCACACGCAUGCUCCGCGCAAAGGGCGUCAAAGUACGAUUCGCGAUCCAUCCUGUCGCUGGCCGCAUGCCAGGGCAAUGUAACGUCUUGCUUGCCGAAGCUGCUGUGCCAUAUGAUAUCGUGCUUGAAAUGGAUGAGAUCAACGACGACUUCAGCGAUACUGACGUGACGCUUGUCAUUGGCGCGAAUGAUACGGUCAACCCUAUUGCCCUUGAGCCCAACUCUUCUAUCGCAGGAAUGCCUGUUCUUCACGCCUGGAAGAGCAAGGAAGUCAUUGUCAUGAAGCGUGGCAUGUCUAGUGGAUACGCCGACGUGCCUAAUCCGAUGUUCUACAUGCCUGGCACGAAGAUGUUGUUUGGAGACGCAAAAACUUCAUGCGAUGCUAUCCAACAUGCUCUCGAAGCACAUAAAUGA
Messenger RNA from Microsporum canis CBS 113480, 3204 nucleotides. Its product is annotated as NAD(P) transhydrogenase. Gene Ontology annotation, cellular component: mitochondrial inner membrane. Lineage: Eukaryota; Fungi; Ascomycota; Eurotiomycetes; Onygenales; Arthrodermataceae. The coding region runs from base 1 to 3204 and encodes 1067 amino acids. Gene Ontology annotation, molecular function: NADP binding; NAD binding. The record is from RefSeq and is a predicted model, not a curated record. Gene Ontology annotation, biological process: NADPH regeneration; proton transmembrane transport. The transcript is spliced from 14 exons.